AUGCCUCCCCGUGCCGCCGGCGAAGGUGACGGCGACGGCCCUUCAAGCGCCCAAACAAACGACAGCCUCCGUUGGCCUGGACUGUAUCCCGAGCAAGCCCAGAUCGUUAUCAACUAUCUGAUGUACAAUGAGUACCGCUCAGAGCGAGUUCUAUCUGGCUCUCACUGGGACCGCCAGCGUCUGGCCCUUCACGAUGCUAUUUACAUUCACUUCAAUGCUUUAGAGCGCCACCUUCCUGGCCUCAUGGAACUCUGCGCUAUCGAGAUUGUGCACAUUGCUCUCAGUCUUCCCAUUCUUUCCUUUCUCUGCUGUAUCACUGGCUAUAGAGAGUGGGUUCAUCUCAACAGUCGCUGGUUCAGUCCGGUAAUGUUCCACUACAGAGAAUAUGCGAUGCCUGAUGCAGCUAUUGGUGACAUUGAGACAUUCAGAGCUCUCAACUUUAUCGACGACUACUCGCGAGCCGUUGAACUUCUCGGGCCCCUUCUCAUCGCGCUUCAGCAACUCAUCUAA
Fusarium graminearum PH-1 is the source of this 510-nucleotide messenger RNA. RefSeq lists its product as uncharacterized. The coding region runs from base 1 to 510 and encodes 169 amino acids. NCBI's taxonomy places the organism in Eukaryota, Fungi, Ascomycota, Sordariomycetes, Hypocreales, Nectriaceae. The record is from RefSeq and is a predicted model, not a curated record. The transcript is spliced from 2 exons.